AACUCAGCUAAAUAUAGAAGAAAAUAUAAAUUCUGUUGAGAUAAAGUAUAUAGUUAGCGAAAUGUGUCCACCUAUAAAAAUUCAUAAUGAUGUUGGGGUAAAGGUUUUUCUAGAUCAGAUAAGGGUGAAUUUGGAUUUUUUUACAAAAUAUCCAUUAUGCAUCACUUUGAAAGAUUGUGAGCAGUAUAACGAAUGUCAUAGAGUUAUAGUUAAUGAUAGAAUAAAUUCUGAUGUUAGAUUAUCACAGACUAACAUAGAUCUGUACUCCAACAAUUCUAUCCGUUUGAUCGGAAUGGAUUUAGACGGAGUUGUCAAUGAUAAUAGUGAAGUAGAUAAUUAUAUAAUAUGUGAUCAUUCUAACCUAUUUGUAGUUGAUAAUCAGAUUUAUAAUAAUAAAGAAACCCUUAAGGAGGUUAUGAGGCAUGUUGGACUUGUUGAGAAGUUCAGCUUUCGGGUUGCGCGUUGUAAUGCAUCUAAUUAUCACCUGAAUUGUAUUUCUAAGACAUGUUCUUGGAUGAUGAGGGCAUCUAGUUUGAAUAAAUCGAGUUUAUUCAAAGUUAGAAAGUAUAUUACUCAGCACACAUGUUCUGUUAGAGAAAGAGUUUAUGCCAGACGUCAAGGGAUAACUGACGUUGUAGCUGUCUUGAUAAUGGAGAAGUAUAUUGAUCCAUCUAAGGUAUAUACUCCAAAAGAUGUAGCUGAUGAUAUGUUGAAAUUGCAUGGCGUUUCGUUGACAUACAUACAGGCAUGGAGAGCUAAAGAAAAAGCAGUAAAGUUGGUGCGAGGAGAUCCAGCAGAAUCUUAUGCAAGAUUACCUGGUCCAAAAUUAGGUGUCAACAGCCCUCAUCACAAAGCCCCGCUGAUUCAAAGGCGUAUUCAGAUUUUUGAGAUGAGGGAGGUUAUUAGUGGAAUUGGCAAGACGUAA
This is a messenger RNA of Solanum pennellii, 925 nucleotides long. RefSeq lists its product as uncharacterized. The transcript has 4 exons. Bases 62 to 925 code for a protein of 287 amino acids. The record is from RefSeq and is a predicted model, not a curated record. NCBI's taxonomy places the organism in Eukaryota, Viridiplantae, Streptophyta, Magnoliopsida, Solanales, Solanaceae.